Letharia columbiana is the source of this 522-nucleotide messenger RNA. RefSeq lists its product as uncharacterized. Lineage: Eukaryota; Fungi; Ascomycota; Lecanoromycetes; Lecanorales; Parmeliaceae. The transcript is spliced from 2 exons. The record is from RefSeq and is a predicted model, not a curated record. Bases 1 to 522 code for a protein of 173 amino acids.
AUGCGCAUCCUAUGUCCACUGCACGGGCUAACCACCCUGAUCCUCCUCCUCUCCAGCCUGCUAACCCAAUCCACCGCCACCCCAAUCUCCACCACCUCCGCCCUCACCACCACAGACCCGGCCCUCCAAAAGCGCCGCCCCCCCUUCUCCCUCCACGGCCUCUACCUCGAACGCACCGCCCACCUCACCAUGCUCAUCCCCACCGCCACCGCCGCCGCCCUCCUGUCCGACUUCUACGCCGACAUCCACGUCCGCUGCAUCACUUCCUGGAUGCCCAACCUCCCGCCCCCGCAGCCCGACCUCGUCGUCCGCUGGGGCCCCUUCCAGCUCAGCUUCGUCGUCAACGACGGCGCGACCGAGGCCAUCAGUUGGGAGUUCGUGCGCGACUUCGCGGCGCUCAUGCAUAGGGUUUCGAGGAGGGGCUACGCGGGGGUUUAUGAUCAGGGGUGGUGGGAUGUGGCGGGGUCGUUGGGGAUUUAUGUCGGGUUGAGGGUCAUAGCCGCCAGCGAUGACGCAGAUUGA